AUGUAUUCACAAAUGCCCGGCAACAUGGCAGUUAACUGGGUUUUAUAUUGCGUUUUUUUACUGCCACUGUUCGCAGUGGGGACGGCUUUCUCGGGGGUCUUCAACACCACGGACAGAGACAUUUUCACAGAUGACUUGCUGCAGGUCAAGCUCGCACAAGCCAGAGCGACUGAGCAGUGGAAACUCCAGCCCUCUGCUUCCCAUCCCAACCUAUAUUUUAACCAAGUGGAUGUGUUGCACUUGAGGCAAAGGUCCUCCACCACCCACAGUCACAUAUUUAAAGUCAUCCGGGCCGCUGCGCUCACCAUGUUGGCAAAUGUUCACUUUUACAUGCCCCCUGCGAAACAUGCAGAGUUUACAAGCAAGUGGAAUGAGAUUUAUGGGAACAACCUGCCUCCCCUGGCUCUCUACUGCCUGCUGUGCCCAGAGGAUUCUGCUGCCCUGCAGUUUCUUAUCAAGUUUAUGGAUAAGCUGGCUGAAUACCCGGACUGGAAGGUGACCAGUGCUCCUAACGAUGAGGUCCCCAUGGCGCACUCUCUCACUGGGUUUGCUACAGCGUAUGACUUUAUUUACUCCUACCUGGAUGAGCGGCGGAGGGAUGUUUACCUCAAGAAAAUUCGCUCUGAGACGGAGGAGCUGUUUGAAGUCUCAAAGUACAGAGGGUGGGGGAAACAGUACCUCCAAAAUCAUCAAACCACCAACAUAUUAGCCGUCCUGAUCGGCGCUAUAGUGGUCGGAUCGCAUGACGACCGGGAGUCAAUGAUCUGGAAACAAGUGGCAGUCAGCUACAUGGAGAAAACUAUGUUCCUCCUAAACCAUGUCGUCGAUGGGUCUCUGGAUGAGGGAGUCGCCUAUGGGAGCUACACAGCCAAGUCCAUCACACAGUACGUCUUCUUGGCCCAGCGCCAUUUCAACAUCGACAACCUGCAGAACAACUGGCUGCGUGGACACUUCUGGUUUUACUACGCCACUCUGUUGCCCGGCUUCCAGAGAACAGUUGGCAUCGCGGACUCCAACUACAACUGGUUUUAUGGACCGGAGAGCCAGCUGGUUUUCCUGGACACGUUCGUCAUGAGGAACGGGACGGGCAACUGGCUGGCCCAACAGAUUAGAAAGCACCGGCCCAAGGAUGGUCCCAUGGGGCAGUCGUCUGCCCAGCGCUGGGCUACUCUUCACACAGAAUACAUCUGGUACAACUCCCACCUCGCGCCGCAGCCCCCCCACAACUUUGGGAAGCCGAGGAUGCACAUUUUCUCAAACUGGGGUGUGGUUACUUACGGAGCGGGACUACCAAACGGCCAGGGUAAUACUUUUGUCUCCUUUAAGUCUGGCAAGCUGGGUGGCCGCGCCGUUUAUGACAUCGUCCACGACAAGCCUUACUCCUGGGUGGAGGGCUGGAACAGCUUUAACCCAGGCCACGAGCACCCUGAUCAGAACUCUUUCACCUUUGCCCCUAAUGGACAGGUAUUUGUUUCCGAAGCACUUUAUGGACCAAAGUACAGCUACCUGAACAACGUUUUGGUGUUCAGUCCGUCUCCUACCAGCCAGUGUAACGAGCCGUGGGAGGGCCAGUUGGGGGAGUGCUCUAAGUGGCUGCGAUGGGCCGAUGAGGGGGUGGGUGAUGCCAGAGGGGAGGUGAUUGUCGCUUCCUCACACGGGGACACCAUGUUUGUGAGCGGUGAAGCGGCGUUGGCUUACUCCCCCGCUAUGAGACUAAAGAGUGUGUACAGAGCUUUAGUGCUGCUUAACUCGCAGACCCUGCUGGUGCUUGACCACGUAGAGAAGUGGAGUGAUUCACCUGUGAGGUCGCUCAGUGCUUUUUUCCACAAUCUUGACAUUGACUUUAAAUACGUCCCUUUCAAAUUCAUGGACAGAUAUAAUGGCGCCAUGAUGGACGUAUGGGACGCUCAUUAUAAAAUGUUCUGGUUCGACAGCCAGGGUCACAGCCCUGAUACCAGGAUACAAGAGGCAGAGCAGGCGGCAGAGUUUAAAAAGAGAUGGACCCAGUAUGUCAAUGUCACUUUUCCAAUGACAGGCACAGUCAGCAGAGUAGCUUACGUGUUACACGGCCCAUAUGUCAAAGUGUCCAGCUGUAAAUUUGUGGAUAACAGCAAAAAUGGAGUGAGACUUUCUUUAACCAUAAAUAACACAGAGAAGAUAGUCUCUAUUGCGACAAACUACAAAGACAUAGGAGCUAGGUCGACUUAUUUAGGAUUUGGAGGUCACUGUAAAGUUGAGGAUAGAUAUCAAAUCACUCGAUAUGGCCUUGGGACUCAACUCAUCCCCAAACCAAUCAGCAGUAAUAAUCAGCUGUUUGACUUUGGCUUCACAGUCAAUGUGAUAGCAGGGGUUGUCCUCUGUGUGGCCAUAGGAUUUUUGACCAUGCAGAGAAAGUUUUAUGUCUGCUUCAGCAGGCUGAUGCGCUACGCCCUCCUCUCCGUGCUCCUUCUGUGGAUAGCCGAGCUGCUGUUUGUGUCUAACAGCUGCGAUCAGCUCCUCUGUGGGGUAAAAUGGAAAGUUGCGGGUGCCAAAAGCGAAGUAAACAAACAAAUCAAACUGUACGAGCAGCACCGGCUCCCCCUCCCCACCGUCGUCAUAACAACCCUUCCCGGAUCGGGAUCGGAAAUGCUCAAGCACCUUUUCUACAACAACUCGGACUUUGUUUACAUAAGAGUUCCCACCGAGCACGUGGACUUUCCUGAGACGGAGUUUGAGUUCGACUCCCUGGUCGACGCCUGCGAGUGGUCAAGGUCAGACGCCGUGCAGGGACGUUUUAAGAUUAUUCAGGGCUGGCUGCACUCAGUGGUCCACAACACCAAGCUGCACUUGCAGAAUAUUCAGCUGGUAGAGGGCAGCCGGGUCAGACAGCCCCAGAGAGCCGGCACCUCGAGGGACAGAAAGAGAAGAUCCAGGAGGAGAGAGCCGGCGUCUGAGCUGAAGGGCAGACUGAGAGCGGGCCUGGACAGAGAUGCAGAGUACGUCAGGGAGAUGAGACGGCACGUUGCGGAGUACCCCAACGCCAGGGUGGUCCUCAACAUGCGGAGUGGAAGCUGGGCGCUCAAACUGCCUUUCAUUCAGGAGGUGGUGGGAUCCUCCCUGAGGACAAUCUACCUGGGGAGAGACCCUCGAGCGUGGAUUUACCUCAUGGUUUACAACAGCAAACCCAGCUUGUACUCCCUUAAAAACAUCCCGCAGCACCUUUCCUUGAUAUUCAAGGAGGACGCUGCCGUUGGCGGGUGCCCAAAUGCGGCGCCGGAGUUUAAAAUUCUCCAGAGGCUGCUGUCCCGGUCUGAGACGGACCCCGUCCUCAUACUGGCUCACCUGUGGCUGGCUCACACCGCCGCAGUGCUUCGGGUCGGCGAGAGCCUCCCCGAGGAGUCCUACCUCCACGUGAGGUUUGAGGACGUGGUCAACUUCCCGCAGGAGACGGCGGAGAGCAUUCACACUUUUCUGGGGGUGCCGGUCUCACCCGCAGCCCUCAACCAACUUCUAUUCACCACCUCCACAAGCCUGUACAAUCUCAUGUACGAGGGAGACAUUUCACCGGCCAACAUUAACAUGUGGAGACAAAAUAUGCCGCGAAAGGACAUCAGACUAAUAGAGGACGUGUGUGGGAGUGUGAUGAGGAGGCUGGGUUACACCAGUUAACUUUGCUGCUGCUGCUGCUGCUGCUGGUCAGCUGAUAUUGAGCUGUCUCGUUUACUGUAACUGCCAUCGGGUUCUGUAAAGUGUUUAUUUUCUUUUGCACUGACCUUAAAUUGUUACAAGAUGUUACAAGUUGAAGAGAAACUGAGUAGCAUUUCAAUCGUUUUCCUGUUUGUUGUGUUUGUUUGGGUGUCGUACAGAAUACAGCAACAGAUGUUUGUGAGGGAGGAAUAUUUUACAUUAAAAUAGGUGAAAAGGGAGCUCAUGUUAUUCUUUUCCCCCCAGCAGCCCUUCACACUCACUGGUAGCACUUUUUUUAUUGUGUGAGACUUUAGACCUUUGCUGUCUUACUUGCAGAGUUAAAUCUGAGCAUACAUUUUGUUAUUUUGCAGCAUCCUACAACAGCUCAGUUUCACAGUGAAAAGAUUAUUUACCGUUUGUUUUAGUAAGAAAUGAGAAAAUUAGUUUUUUCCAAUCCCUAAUCUGUGAUGUCAGAGAGUUGUUUGUGCAAAAUCCAUAUCUGUUAUAACUGGCUCAUUUG
Messenger RNA from Anoplopoma fimbria (sablefish), 4186 nucleotides. Its product is annotated as dermatan-sulfate epimerase-like protein. Gene Ontology annotation, molecular function: chondroitin-glucuronate 5-epimerase activity. The transcript has a single exon. The coding region runs from base 1 to 3648 and encodes 1215 amino acids. The record is from RefSeq and is a predicted model, not a curated record. Lineage: Eukaryota; Metazoa; Chordata; Actinopteri; Perciformes; Anoplopomatidae.